AUGGCUCUGCCAACGGACUAUAAAAAGGUGAGAUCUGCUGAACCGGGAACCCGGAUCUACUUCACGUGUGUGUGCAAGGCCGUCACGGGAUGCACGGCGCGCAAAGUGGAGGACCGCAUGCCCGGCCCGCCUCGCGGCAAGCACACCGCACCUCCCGCCGCCGCUGCUGCUGUGGUUGAUGCCGCUGAUGUUGCUGGUUAUGUGGCCGCUUUUGCUUUGGAGGAUGAAAAAGGCCCCACUCGCCCCAAGCGCGUGGAUAUGCACAAGGAGGAAGCUUUUCAUUCGUCUGCCCGCGUGGGAACGGGAGAUUUCCCUUCAUCUGCCCGCAUGGAGAUGCGCACGGUGGUGCGGCUGACGACCUCCGGAUUCCACAACCACCCUUCCUCUUUGUGUCUCAAGCGACGCCGCCGCAGAGACGCCGCGGAAGGAAGCACCGCAGCUGCUGCUUCAAAAGAGGAGAAGAGCAACAAAGAGCCCCUCUCUGCCGCCCUCCAGAAGCCUCACUCCGACCCAGCGAAAAGACCAUGGGUGCAACGGGUAAAGCACUCGCUGGCUUCAUCCCGUCUUAUGGCUCUCUGA
This is a messenger RNA of Closterium sp. Naga37s-1, 579 nucleotides long. Lineage: Eukaryota; Viridiplantae; Streptophyta; Zygnematophyceae; Desmidiales; Closteriaceae. The record is from the annotation of a GenBank genome assembly.